UGUCCACCAAUCGCGAGGCUCCUUCCCUGUUCUCACCAAUUGCUUGCGAGAGGUAUUAACUUGGUUACCGGUCUGCAAACUGUACGUCGUGAGCUCAGGGGACGCGCGCGCGCUCGCCGAGGCGCAGCUCCAGGAGGUGUCACACAGUACGUGGGGCGUCUUGUCUAGGGACACGAUCUGACACCACAGACUUAUCACAAAUGGUCUCAAUAUAUAGGGAAGCCGUCGUGGAGACCGACUUACGUUCAGAAACGGCUUCCAGCCUUUCGUAGCGGUGAGACAGCCCCAUCCCCACCCCGCUUCCGAACCUGUUUUUGACACAACUAAGGCAAAGCGUUCACUGGCAGCGUUGGGGAUGAGUUGAAACAUUUUCUGUAUGCAAAGAAGCCUCUUUGUCCUGAUGUGUUCAGAGAGGCUAUGGAUCAGUCUGGAGUUCUCCUCUGGGUAAAGGCAGAACCUUUUAUAGUAGGUUCCUUGCAAGUCCCACCUCCAUCCAAAUUCAGUCUUCACUACCUCAGGAAGAUAGCCAGCUAUGUGAGAACUCGGGCCACAGAAGGCGCCUACCCACGCCUCUACUGGUCUACAUGGAGGCACAUCGCGUGUGGAAAGCUGCAGUUGGCUAAGGAUCUAGCAUGGCUUUACUUUGAAAUUUUUGAUAGUCUUUCGGCAAGAACACCCGAGGAGCGCCUAGAAUGGUCUGAAAUUUUGUCCAACUGCAUCACUGAAGAUGAAGUUGAAAAGCAGAGAAAUCAGCUUUCGGUAGACACUCUGCAGUUUCUGCUCUUCUUGUACACCCAGCAGUUAAACAAGAUCUCCCUGCGUACUUCAUUGAUUGGGGAAGAGUGGCCUAGUCCCAGAAGCAGACCUCAGUCUUCGAGCCUGACUGAAAGGCCCAGCCAUCACAGUAAGAAUUGGGAUGACUACAGUCACCAGGCUUUUGUCUGUGAUCAUCUGUCAGAUCUCCUCGAGCUGCUUCUAGAUCCAGAGCAACUCACUGCUUCCUUUCACUCAUCCCACAGUAGUCUGCUCUCUCGAGAGGCUGUCAAGGCCCUCAGCUUCCUCAUCGAAGGCACUGUGAGCAGAGCCAGGAAGGUCUAUCCCCUUCAUGAGCUCGCGCUGUGGCAACCACUGCAUGCAGCAAGUGGCUUCUCAAAGACCUCGAAGACUUUCUCUUUCUGCAAGCUGGAGGCCUGGCUAAGAGCCUGUUUGACUGUGAAUCCAUUUGGUCCAUCCGCUUGCCUCAAAUCUGGGAAGAAGUUGGCCUGGGCUCACCAAGUUGAAGGUACGACCAAAAGAGCUAAGAUUGCGUGCAACACUCACGUGGCCCCUCGGAUGCACCGCAUCGUGGUGAUGAGCCAGGUUUACAAACAGACGCUGGCCAAGAGUUCAGAUACUCUAGUGGGAGCACAUGUCAGGAUUCAUCGCUGCAAUGAGUCUUUUAUAUAUCUGCUCUCCCCCUUACGAUCCGUGACAAUUGAAAAAUGCAGGAAUAGCACGUUUGUGUUGGGUCCUGUGGCGACGGCUCUUCACCUACAUGACUGUGAGAAUCUGAAAGUCAUUGCUGUCUGCCAUCGACUGUCCAUCUCCUCCACAACAGGCUGCACCUUUCAUAUCAUGACCCCUUCACGCCCACUUAUUCUCUCUGGGAACCAGAGAGUAACUUUUGCCCCCUUUCACACCCAUUACCCACUGCUGGAGGACCAUAUGGCCAGGACUGGCCUUGCUACAGUGCCCAACUAUUGGGAUAACCCGAUGGCUGUGUGCAGAGAAGGCAGUGACACCAGAGUCUUCCAGCUCCUGCCCCCCUGUGAAUUCUACAUUUUUAUUAUUCCCUUUGAGAUGGAAGGGGACACAGCGGAGAUCCCUGGGGGUCUCCCCUCUGCUUACCGGAAAGCACUGGCUCAGAGGGAGGAGAAGAUCCAGAUCUGGCAGAAGACCGUGAAGGAGGCUCGCUUGACAAAGGAGCAGAGGAAGCAGUUCCAGGUCCUUGUGGAGAACAAGUUCUAUGAGUGGCUGAUUAACACAGGACAUCGCCAGCAGCUGGACAGCCUCGUCCCACCUACAGCAGCCUCCAAACAAGUGGCCGGCUAGGACCCCUCGAAACCACUGGGCUCAGAAAAGGUGGAGCAUGGUGCCCACAGAACACUGUACAGGAACGGCAUCCUGGCUGCCUGGGAGGCCUCGAGGCUUUUCUCUCUGUCUAAGACCUUCUGCUGUUCCUGUUCUGUAUUGACUUAGGUUGAAUUUUAGCCACCCUCUGACUUUCAUAAGAGCUUCUUGCUGUAGAAGGUCAGAAGACUCACGCGUGUCAGGCCCGAAUGGAACCCUGAGCAGAGCAGUUUGUGUGCACGUGUCCGAGCGCUGAGGAGUACAGGCUCACCAGCCGACUUCACACGUUAAUCUGUGCCAUGAAAGGGUUCUGUCCUAGUUAAGAACAUCGCCCAGGUGUGGUGGCGCAUGCCUGCAGUCCCAGGACUCCAGAGGCAGAGGCAGGAGGAUCUCUGUGAGUUCCAGGCCAACCUGAUCUACAUGGUGAGGCCUCUGUGUCUCAAAAAAAAAAAAAAAAAAAAAAAGGAAAGAGAAAAAGAAAAGAAUAUGGUUCUUUGUAACUAUUUAAAAGAAAGUUCCUACUCCCAUUUUAAAAUAGUGACAGUAUGGUCUGUCAGUAUACAAAUAUAACAGAGAUAGUUUUAUAAAAUGGUAUUUUAGGCCUUAAAGUAUAAAACACAUGAAAUUGUGUAAAUUUUUUUAUUUUUCAUUGCUUGCUUCAAAUUUCAA
Molecule: messenger RNA, 2778 nt
Organism: Psammomys obesus (fat sand rat)
Lineage: Eukaryota; Metazoa; Chordata; Mammalia; Rodentia; Muridae
Gene: Tbccd1
Product: TBCC domain containing 1
Exons: 8
Coding region: 418-2091 (557 amino acids)
Biological process (GO): maintenance of centrosome location; maintenance of Golgi location
Cellular component (GO): spindle pole centrosome
Source: RefSeq, a predicted model, not a curated record